AUUUUUUUUUACAAGGAGAAUCAAAGCUGGUGAAUUUCACAAAGUAAAGCGUGAAAGAAAACAUCCUGUCCCAAGUGACAGUUUUUGUUAACAUGCCAUUAUAUAGCGACAGGGGGGAAAAACAUAUAAAUAGUCGAGCACUUUGCAAUUCAAAAAAUAAACCUAUCCCUUUCCUUUCCUUCAAACUUAAUCAUGAAGUUUCAAUUUGCCACUCUAUUGCUCCUUACUAUCACUUUUGCUUGUAAUGUGUUUGCAAGCUCUGUUGCUGCUGCCAGCAGUUUGAUGCCUCGUCAUUACAAAUACCCUGUCAAGGCUAAUGAUGCCUUGAUUGCCAAGGUGAUGGCCUCUGUCGAAGCUCAAGUUUAUACCAAGGUAUUGGCAAAGGUAUCUGCCAACUUUGCUGAAGAACUUUCUGCUUCUUUGGAUAUCAAGGCUUCUCUUCUCGGUGGUGCUGUUCAAAUCGGUGAUCUUCACAUCAAGGCUCUUCAAAAGGCUGCUGUCAAGAAGUUGAAGGCUGAAUUCGAUGCUGAAUUGAAGGCUCAAGUCAAGGCUAAGGUUUACAAGGAAAUUGAAGUUCUUCUUCGCAAGAAGUGCGGCCAUAAGUCUCUUACUGAAAAGCAACUCUUGAAGAUCCUUAUUGAUGUCGAAGCCAAACUUAAGCAAUCUCUCAAGGUCGAACUCCCCAAGAUUGGUGUUAGCUUGAAGCUCAAGGCUAAGGAGCAAAUUGAAGUGACUCUUAAGGACCUCAAAGUAGACAUUCCUCUCAUUGCAAAGAUUUCCGUCAAUGCCUCUAUCAACCAAAAGGCUGCCAUCGAUAGCUGUAUCUCUGUCGGCGUCAAGGCUUGUGUCAAGUUGAACGCUACUGAAUGUGCUAAGCUUAUCAUCAAGGGCUUAUAAUUUUCAUUAUAAACUGUACUAGUACUUAAUAAAUAACACAC
Messenger RNA from Rhizopus microsporus ATCC 52813, 938 nucleotides. RefSeq lists its product as uncharacterized. The coding region runs from base 193 to 897 and encodes 234 amino acids. The record is from RefSeq and is a predicted model, not a curated record. The transcript has a single exon. Lineage: Eukaryota; Fungi; Mucoromycota; Mucoromycetes; Mucorales; Rhizopodaceae.